Messenger RNA from Syzygium oleosum, 3871 nucleotides. Its product is annotated as ATP-dependent DNA helicase SRS2-like protein At4g25120. The coding region runs from base 127 to 3498 and encodes 1123 amino acids. NCBI's taxonomy places the organism in Eukaryota, Viridiplantae, Streptophyta, Magnoliopsida, Myrtales, Myrtaceae. The transcript has 29 exons. Gene Ontology annotation, biological process: recombinational repair. Gene Ontology annotation, molecular function: hydrolase activity; ATP binding; 3'-5' DNA helicase activity. Gene Ontology annotation, cellular component: nucleus. The record is from RefSeq and is a predicted model, not a curated record.
AUUCGGCAGCAAAAGGAGGGAAAGUACAGCUCCAGCAGUUGCAGAUGCUCGACAGCCUCCAUUUCCGCCGCGCUUAGGCUUUGUGCUGCAACUCCGCGAGCGAGCAUCGCCUUCAGUCCCGAGGAGAUGUCGAACGAGAACGCCGUCGCCGAUGCCUCGUCUCAAGAACAAAUCACGGAGGCACAGAUGGCUCGAAUCUCCCAGAAGUUCCGAGCUGCCAAGGCCCUCCUCGCUCGCAAGCGCCCCUCCCUCUCCCCCGCCUUCCCCGAUCCACUCCGCCGCCGCCGCAGGUUCGAAAAUGGGAUCCCGCAUUCCCCGCUGUCGAGCGUCCGGAGAAUUCCUCUUUCGGAGAUCUCGACGAACAUGCCGUUAGAUGGCGGUCUCGGUGAGGUUAAGUCGGUGGACGAGAUUCGAGAGGCGAGGAUUAGUGUGCAGGACGGUUGCGAAUUGGAUUCUUAUAGGACUCCGGUGAGACAAGCCGAAUGCUGCGGCGUAGGUGAUUCGUUCUCGAAUUGUAGCAUUCUAGAUGAUGCUUUCGACGAUGUCCUCCUGGAAGAGCUCGAUGCUCUGUCGGAGGGCAAAUCCUCGGCAUGCGGGGCAGGAGAUCGCAGUGGCCCCGUUCGAGGGGAAUCUUCAGCUCAAAUUAGCUACCCUGCUGAUCUUGACGCCGGUGCCGCUUUUGUUGCUGUUGACGACAACACUGGGAGCGGUGAGCAAAGAAGUCCUCCUGAUGAUGAUGACUUUAGAGUUGGAAAGAGCACGAGCAUGCCUGAAGGGUACUCGAAAUACUUGGGUUCUCUAAAUGAGAGGCAACAAGAAGCGGCUUGCACUGAUAUCUCUGUUCCUUUGAUGAUUGUUGCUGGUCCAGGCAGUGGAAAGACCUCAACUAUGGUUGGGCGCAUUUUGACAUUACUUAAUCAGGGUCUUGAUCCUUCAAACAUUCUAGCAAUGACUUUCACCACUGCAGCUGCUUCUGAAAUGAGAGACAGAAUUGGAACUAUUGCUGGGAAGGAAGCAGCUAAAGACCUUACAAUCAGCACAUUCCAUUCAUUUUCUUUGCAACUCUGCCGUAGUCAUGCUGAAAAGAUAGAGCGUACACCAGAUUUUCAGAUAUUUGGCCAUGGACAACAGAGAAAAGCAGUCAUUGAGGCCAUAAGAUUGUUAGAACAAGAAAAUAGCAAACAAAAUGAUGAUGUUGGUGACCUUUCUGAAGAUCCCAAUGGCUUGACAUCUCCACGGCUGUUCAAGGAUAGAUCAAAGAAGUGGCAGAAGUUUGUUACUCAGGCUAAAGCUUCUGGAAAAACACCUCCAGAUUGCAGUAAGUCGGGCAAUGAUACUGGAGCUGCAAUUCUUCACAACUACAAUUAUAUAUUGAGAUCUUGUAAUGCUUUGGAUUACCAUGACCUAAUUAGCUGUUCCGUGAAGUUGCUCGCUGAUUUUCCAGAAGUGCUCAAGGAAUGUCAGGAUAUGUAUAAGGCCAUCAUAAUAGACGAGUUCCAAGAUACAAGUGCCAUGCAGUAUAAUCUCUUGCGGAUUCUUGCAUCUCAUAACCGCAUAACUAUUGUUGGAGAUGAUGAUCAAUCAAUAUUCAGUUUUAGUGGAGCGAAUAUAUCUGGGUUUGAUUCUUUUCGUGAAGACUUUCCAAUGCAUAAAGUGAUUAGAUUAGUCAAAAACUAUCGUUCCACAAGGUGUAUUGUCGAGGCUGCAUCAUCUCUUAUUAAAAAUAAUGUGAAGAGGCGCCAAUGUAAGAAUGUCCUCACUGACAAUUCCACAGGAUCUAAGAUUACUGUCAAAGAAUGUCGCAAUGAGGAUGCGCAGUGUACAUUUGUUAUUGACAAGAUUCUGGAAGUCACGUCUAGUGGUUCCACUGCUAAUUGCUCUUAUGGAGAUAUUGCUAUCCUUUACCGUAGGCAGGUCUCUGGGAAACCAUUCCAAAGUGCCUUUCGAGAAAGAAAAAUUCCUUUUAACGCGCAUGGUGUGGCCUUUUACAGGAAAAAGGUAGUUAGAGCCAUAAUUGCUAUGCUCAAGUCAGCAGUGCCUGGCUGUGAUGAUGGUCCAUAUCGACAAGUCUUGAAGGUUUUGCUUCCUUUUGAGAAAGAGGAAAAGAAGAGGGUAAUUAACCAUAUAGACAAGAUAUCAACUGUGAGGAAGUGCAGCUUCAUAUCCGUUGCCUCUGACAUCUUCAGUGCAAAAAUUUCCGGAACAUUUAAGAGGAGUCAACUUACGCAAGGACGCAAGGUGUUGUCAACUCUGGAGAUGAUAUCUAGACUAGUUCGCAUGGAGCAAUCGAUUUCCACUGUGAUAGCUUCAGUGGCAAAUAUGAUUCCACAGAAGUAUCUCCUUGAGCAACGAGCAGUUCUAGAUGUGGAUGGAGGGAAGCUGCUGAAUGAAGACAAUGACCUUAGAUCUGUUCUUCAGUUUCUACUGGAUGAUGUGUCAAGCUUUUUAUCAACUCGUGCACUUGCUGCAGAAGGCAGUAUAGAUGCAAAAGAAGAAGUAGGAGGCUGUGGCAAUGUGCUCAAAGCUUUUCUUGACCAUAUAUGUGAGAGAGAAAGGGAAAAUUUUCGUUCUCGGAGACAUGACAAUGAAAAUUCCAUAACAUUGACCACUAUUCAUCAGUCAAAAGGCUUAGAGUGGGACAUUGUUUUCAUAGUGAAGGCAAAUGAAUCUGAGAUCCCACUGUUACAUGAAUUUGACGGUGCUACUACGGAGAUUGGGACUUCGGUGGAGGAGGAAAGGCGCCUAUUAUAUGUGGCAAUGACUCGUGCCCGACAAAAACUUUUCAUUUUGUAUGUUAUGAUGGACACUAGUUGGCAGAUGUUGCAACCGUCACGUUUUCUGAGAGAACUCCCAGUUCAUCUUCUAGAUGUUCAAAUUGAAUUGAGUGCAAAAGAUUUAAAACCAAAAGAUCAAGUGACUUCAAAGGACAAUGCGGACUUUCCCAUCAUUUGUACAAGAGAAGCACAAGGUCCUGAUGCUGAACUGUUGCCCUGUGAGCACAGCUAUCAGAAUGACAUGGCUACCAAGGAUUCAGGUGCUUCGGUGGACAUUUAUGAUGGAAAUAGUUUCUUGAAAAGAUUCAAUGUUGAGGACAGAUCAUUUGUUUCUCAUAUGUUCCAUCAAUGGGCCAAAAAGCAAGCUUUUAAAGAUCCCAAAAGGUUGCUUGAUAAGGUUGGUUUCGUGAUCGAUGAGCGGCUGAGGAUCAAUAAGAACAAGCACAAGGAUCUCCUGCAUGCAUUGAAAUGUUGCUUGAAGGCUGAUGAUGCGAUUCACUAUGCACAAUAUGUUUUGAGGUGGGAAGAAAUGCCUGCUGUUGAACGUGCUCAUUUGUCGCGGGAGAAACAGGAGCACUUCCAGAAACUAAAGAUAGAGAAGUGUAUGGGUUCGGCAGCACCAACAUCAAAGCAGAUGUCUUAUCUGCAAAAGUUGGGAUGUACAAUUGCCCCUACAUCACGCCUCCAUGCUUCUAGACUGAUUGAGCAGUACAAAUCACUGUAAAUGAAGUAUAGCCUCGGAUAAGAUGGACCGCUGCCCGCGGAUGCAAUGACCGAUAAAAUGUGUGAAUUGGCUUGAGUGAGUUCAGUCAAAAGAUUACGAGGCAAGGAGCACCGCCAGCGCCAGACGCGUUGAUUGGGUGAUGAGCGACAAUGUCAUUCAGCUAUCUGCUUGUUCCUUGAUGACUUUGCUAUUUAACGCAAAUGCAAUCUUACGAUUGUAGUACCUUUGUAAUGAUGUAACAAAUUUGGGAGUCGGUCUGUACAGCAACAUUCAAGUUUAGCAGCGACAAUUGAAUCGUAAAUGUUGCAAGUAAUGCAAAAUUUUGAUUAUUUGAAAAGAGAAUGGACUGAUUUAGCCUUUAGGCACUUUUCAA